CUCAUACAUCGGGUCGAUGUUUAAUCCUCGAGAGGAAUGAGAAAUGCGGUGUAUGUGGACACGCAGUACCAGACUGGCGGAGGACCCCUUCUUCGGUCUCAGAGUUGUGUCGACGAAGACACCGACAACGAGGGAGCCCGCGAUAAUGACGUGUUACCACCAGGGUAUAGGUUUACCGUACAAGCCGAAACGACACGUCGCAUAAAUCGGUUUCGAUUAGACGGACGCGAGAUAACAAUGGCUAUCCGGAAGCCACCCCAAGAUCCUGAUACGAAUACGGUAUCUUGGCUGCAGGGUACAGUCCGGGAUAUACACGCGUACCUUACAAGCUCGUGUACCGCGCAAGAUUAUAUAGGUCUGACGAUUAAAUCAGACAGUUUUGCGUGCGGGGCCGCGUGGCUGUCGUACAGGCUGGCUCGAGACUUUCUUGAAAACGACGUGUGGGGUGUAAUAUCAUCCGUCGCGCAGAGCGCCCAGACAUUCCAAAUAGACAGAUCUUUUGUCAUAGAGUCGUGUAUAGUGGAAGUACCGCGGGGUACAGGGCGCGUGCAAUUAGCGCACGAGUUUGUAAAAAAACACUCUAUACUUGCCAUAAUAAACACCGAUAAUCUCUGUCUACCUAGAUCGCUCGCUGUGGCGAUGGUAUACGCCGAACGCGGGGAAGUACGCUCUGGGGAACUGCAUGAGAGAUGGAACGCUGUACGGCGUCAACGGGGCAAAUUUCAAAAACAAUUAGCUCUCGAGCUUGUGGCAAACGCCUGUGUAGACAUACCGCCCGAUGGCUGCGGUAUUCGGGAAAUUGAUAAAUUUCAAAGACACCUUGCUCCGGAUAGUAUAGCCAUUGUUGUUUACGAGUUCGACAGUAUAGGCAGCG
Molecule: messenger RNA, 874 nt
Organism: Cephus cinctus (wheat stem sawfly)
Lineage: Eukaryota; Metazoa; Arthropoda; Insecta; Hymenoptera; Cephidae
Exons: 2
Source: RefSeq, a predicted model, not a curated record